Molecule: messenger RNA, 450 nt
Organism: Blepharisma stoltei
Lineage: Eukaryota; Ciliophora; Heterotrichea; Heterotrichida; Blepharismidae
Source: the annotation of a GenBank genome assembly
AUGGGAUGUUUUAAAUGUAUAAAGGCUUGAUUGCAACGAAAAAACGCACGGUGAUUUUAAAAUAGAACACAAAACCUUAAACCAGAAAGCCACAAACGAACCAACUCUGGCAAGCCAGAAGAAAUCUGAGAACUAAAAUCUUCUACCUUGAGAACUUCAACUACAAGGACUGAGUCUAUUGAUAUGACCCCUCCCAAAACAUACCACAAAUCAACAAUCGUUGCUGGAAAUAAAAUUAUUUCGGUAAUUAACUGUCCUUCUUAUACAAAUAAUGAGCCUGGCAGUCCAAAUAAAUUAGAAAUCAGUGAUAGGCUGAAGACGGAGAGGAAUAAAGACUCUUUUUUCGAAAGCGGAAACGAAGAAAACAGCAUGGGGUUUGAAACGCUGAAUAAGAUCGCGAUUAUUACUGGCUCAGCAGACUAUUGUGUAGAUUCACCUAUGGUUCAGUAA